CUUUUUUCUUUAUUUUUUUUUAUGGCUAUGAACAGGCCAUUACUACUCUUUGCGUUUAUAUGGUGGACUCUAGUCACUUGCUGCUUGUGUCGCAUUUCACUAAACAAGGAGAUCAAUACGAACAAGCGGUUUACAAUCCAAUUUCGUUCGCCGCUCAAUGAUACGCAAGCUAUUCAUCAAGACAGAGAACGGUUCUUACGGUAUCUUCAAGCACAUCAUGUCAUUAACAAUAUCUAUAUCCGCUACAAUUACUCUGAUGCCUUUAACGGCAUGUCUAUCGAACUCAAGAACGACUUGAGUGCAACUUCUCUCAAUCAGACCACGACAGCCACUGAUUUCUUGGCUUUCACGCUUUCUAAAUGUCCCUAUGUUCAUCAGUAUUGGCCAGGAAAACGAUACAGUAGACCUAAUGCUAUUAUUGAACAAAAUUUGAUGGCAUGGAACAAAGAUGUUAGGUUUUCUAAGCUUGAUAAUGAUUCGUUUUUUAAUGAAAAGCCGUUGACUAUCGACGAAGGAUUAGCCAAUUUGCAGUUUGCUCAUAAGAUGACAACCGUCGAUAAGGCCAAAGAGAAAGGAUGGACAGGCAAAGGCAUCAAAGUGGGCAUUUUGGACACUGGUAUUGAUUAUACACAUCCUGCUUUAGGUGGUUGUUUUGGUGAAGGUUGCCUUGUUCAAUAUGGAGAAGACUUAGUGGGAGAUGGUUUUGGAAUGAAUGGUCAUAUUAAACCUGACAAAGAUCCUCUGGAUCAAUGCGAUGGACAUGGAACACACGUUGCUGGUAUUGUUGCCGCCAAUGAUACGUUCAAGGAGUUUGAAGGGGUUGCUCCAGGUGUUACCAUUGGAGCAUGGCGUAUCUUUGGUUGUAAUGGAGAUACAGACGAUGAUAUUAUUAUUGCUGCAGCGGAUAUGGCGGUAAAAGCUGGAAUGGAUAUUAUUAAUCUAUCCUUGGGUGGUGGCGUGAGUUCCUGGCAAGAGGAUGCAUUAGCUGUCACUCUUUCAAACAUAGCUCAGAAGAACAUUACUGUUGUCGUUGCUCAGGGCAAUGAAGGUCGAGAUGGGAUAGCAAGAACGCCUUCUCCCGCUAUCGGAAAGCAAGUCAUUGCAGUAGGAUCAAUUGAUAACCACAAGAAAUUGAGUCCAGUCAUCCAGAUCAUGAAUAACAACACACAAAUAAUAACAUUAGACUAUAUCAUAGCUCAAGGAAGAAAGUUUGUCAUAGAUGGACCAGAAUUGCCAUUGAUUUCAUUGUCCAACAAUGACUAUGGGUGUCAUACUGAUUUUCAUCAAAAUCUAACAGGCGCUAUUGUGAUGGUGAAGCAUGGUCAAUGCGACUAUGGUCAAAAAGCACUGUCUGUACAAAGAGCAGGUGGUAUAGGUAUCUUAGUCUAUUCUAAUCAUAGUUCCAUCAUUGCUCCUCCUUCCAUGACCAUCAGACCUUAUAGAAAUUCAGUCAGGAUUCCUGUUGCUUCCAUCAAUGAUCAAAGUCACCGUUUGAUUGUAAACGCUUACACGUCUUCUCAUCCUUUAUUUUUAAAGUUUACAACUGCCAUGUUAGAUAUCAAGACAAGAGGAAAAUCAUCUGUAUUUUCUACAUGGGGCCCUGAUCCAGAGCUUCAUUUCAAACCAGAGAUCUCUGCUAUUGGAGGAUAUGUUUACUCUACUUUCCCAGUGAAUAUGGGUGCCUACGCUAUGUUAAGUGGCACGAGUAUGGCUACUCCUUAUAUAACAGGAUGUAUUGCGUUGUUGAUGCAUGCUACAGGCGCAAGAGACCAAAAGACAAUCUUGGAUAGUCUAGUCAACUAUGCCAAACCCAUCAAAAAGCAGCCAGGUCUAUUCGAAUCGCCAGCAAAACAAGGUUCGGGAUUAGUUCAGAUCUAUAACUCUAUAUCAGGCGAUCAGCUAAUGACACCUUCCACGCUUGCUCUAAAUGACACCAUGUAUUUUUUAAAUUCAACAAUCAUCAAUGUUAAAAAUCGAUCCAAUCAGCCAAAACUGUUUCAACUUACACAUAUGCCUGCUGCUGCUAUUCAAGGCUACCACUUUUCUACAAGUGCUGUCCCGCAACUGGUACCGACCUACCUAAUCAGUGAUGCUAAAGUAACGUUCAGCCAAAAUUCCGUUCGACUGAAUCCCGACGAAAAUAUCAAUAUUCAAGUUCAAUUUACACAACCAUUGUCAAAUGAAACACAUUUAAUUUAUGGAGGCUAUCUUAAGGUAUCAUCAUCGGAUAUGAACACAAACGCAACACAUGAGUCUCAUAUUCCUUAUUUUGGUGCCUUGGGCAAUCAAAGAGAUCUUCCUAUAUUGGAUACAAAGACGGGAUAUCCUUUCAUUGGCGACAGUAACGGACAUAUUCUAAACACAAGUCUUGUUUAUAAUUUUGCAACCACAAAGCGUCAUUGGCAACCAUCUUCUGUUUUGCACCUCUAUACUCGACUGGGUAGCCCUACAGCCAUCAUCAAGUUUGAACUAGUCUCUGAACAAGACCAAGUUAUAGGUCAACUUUGGGACGGACAAAGCCAUUAUGUAUCAAGAAAUGAUCAUUCAAAUGAUUUAUAUGAUUAUGCCCUUGACUGGUCGGGUCGUAUUUUAGACAACAGGAACAAGAGCAAUGUUGCACCAAAUGGGUCUUUUAGAAUACGUGCAAAGGCUCUUAAGAUCUUUGGUCAUCCUGACCGUAUAGACGAUUGGGAAACUUGGCUUUCACCUAGUUUCCGAAUCAAUAGAAUAUGAUUGGAUUAAACUAAUUAUCUUGUGUUAUUUUCAUAUACGGGAAACGCUGGGACCAAAAGAAUUUCAGUCGUUUUCUUGGGUUUUAUUCGAUCUAGCCUGUUUUUCCCUUUUUUUUUUUCUGUCUCCACAACAACGUAGCACUCAGCCACUAGUUUUUACUUUGUAAUAGGUUGAAUAAAAC
This is a messenger RNA of Gilbertella persicaria, 2914 nucleotides long. RefSeq names its product peptidase S8/S53 domain-containing protein. The transcript is spliced from 17 exons. NCBI's taxonomy places the organism in Eukaryota, Fungi, Mucoromycota, Mucoromycetes, Mucorales, Choanephoraceae. Gene Ontology annotation, molecular function: tripeptidyl-peptidase activity; serine-type endopeptidase activity. The record is from RefSeq and is a predicted model, not a curated record. Gene Ontology annotation, cellular component: cell wall; membrane; cytosol. Gene Ontology annotation, biological process: proteolysis. The coding region runs from base 22 to 2733 and encodes 903 amino acids.